UCGUCCGGCUCAGAGGUGCCAGCAGGUAGCUCCUUGUUGCCAAGUAGAGGAGACCAUGAGGCGCGCAGGGAGCCUUCUUCUCCUGCUGCUUCUGCUCUCCCUGUCUGCCUCCACCGCCGAAGCACACAACAAGGAGAGCUCGGGCGACAACGCGGUGCCCUUGACCGGCCGGAGAUGGCACCUGAGAGGACGGAGGGCAAUGGCGGCCCGAGGGCAUGGAGCAGCGGGGAGGGAUGAGGCCGUGGGCGCCAGCAACACAGGAGCAAGUCAAGAAGCAGAUCAGGCGUCUGCUGAAUUUGUACAUGAUGAGGGUAAACGGAGCAAGAGGCCAGCUGCUCGGCCCAUGCUUCAGGGAGCAAGCGGCCAUCGACAUCGUCACCACGGCGGCGACGCGGCCGCCAUGGCGUCCGACGUGCUGAGGAUGGACUACUCCGUCUCCGUGGACGUCCACAGCCGGCGGCCCAUCAACAACGACGCUCCGUUGGAUGAGCUCAUGGAGAAGAGGCCCUAGCUAGCUGCCGGUCCACACAAGAGAGAAGAUGCGGCUCCUAACGACAUAGAUACAGAUAGCGUUAGGCUAGCUAGCACAUGGUUAGCUUGGCUAGGUAGGGAGGGACCCUCCGGGCCGCACGUGGAGCCCAUUUCUGAACCUCGACCGAUCAAUGGAACUGAUCGAUCGAGGUGAGUUGGAUGGGCAGUUUUGGUUGCGCCGUGCUUGGAGGGGUAGUGGCGCCUGUAAUCCGUCUGUCAGCAGCUUCAUCUCUGAAGCUGCAGAAAACAGAGCUCAUGAU
Triticum dicoccoides is the source of this 791-nucleotide messenger RNA. RefSeq lists its product as uncharacterized. Bases 56 to 511 code for a protein of 151 amino acids. Gene Ontology annotation, molecular function: growth factor activity. Gene Ontology annotation, biological process: regulation of root meristem growth. The transcript is spliced from 4 exons. The record is from RefSeq and is a predicted model, not a curated record. Lineage: Eukaryota; Viridiplantae; Streptophyta; Magnoliopsida; Poales; Poaceae.